AUGGAAGAUGGUGUGGUGGAAGUGCGAGUAGAGAGGAUUGGAUCAUGGAGAAUAGCUCCAGUGAUCGAGGAGGCGUUUGGAGGUAUUACCGUGGAAGGAACUUCAUCUUUGCAGAGAGACCAGUCCUACAAGCAGUUGAAUGAUCGACUAGAUUUGUGCCUUCCCAUUACCGAAUCCAGAAAUGGCAACUUUUUCAGCAUCACCUCACAUAUGCUCUCCUCUGGAAUUGGACUCCAGGCCCUCCUUCUCCCAGUUGCAUUCACUUCCCUUGGUUGGGUUUGGGGUAUUAUCUGUCUAUCGUUGCUAUUUGUAUGGCAACUGUAUACCAUAUGGUUGUUGGUGGAUCUUCACGUAUCGACGACCACAGGGACUCGCUACAGCAGAUACCUCGAUCUCGCAAUUGUAGCUUUUGGUGAAAAAAUGGGCAAGUUGGCAGCUAUGUUACCAACGAUGUAUUUGUCGGGAGGGGCGUGCGAGUUGCUAAUAAUCAACGGGGGAGGGAGCCUUCAGCUCUUCUACGAAACCAUGUGCGGAGGUGAUCCUAAAUGCCAUGACAAAGGACUUACUGGCACUGAAUGGUUCUUGGUGUUUGUUUGCAUUGCCAUCUUCAUGGCCCUCUUCUUUCCCAACUUGAAUUCCUUGGCUUGGAUUUCUCUCGUCGGUGCAGUCACGGGUAUUGCCUACUGCACUAUACUCUGGACUUUAUCUGUUAGCAAAGGCAGGCCGCUGCAAGGAGUUACCUACGAUCCACCUCAGUUAUCUACUUCAAAGGUGGACAGGUUCCGGGACAUCGCAAACGCUCUUGCGGUCAUCUCCCUUGCAUUUAGAGGUCACAAUGUCAUCCUAGAGAUACAGGGGACAUUGCCUACAAAUCCAAAUGUUUCAUUGCGCCGCCGCAUGUGGAGAGGGGUAAUUGCAUCAUAUCUAAUUAUAGCAUUAUGUCAUUUUCCACUAGCCAUUGCGGGAUAUUGGGCUUAUGGCAACCUGAUGCCGACAUCGUAUCAAAAAGGAGGAAUAUUAAAUGCAUUUGUAAAGUUCCACCAACAUGAUGUAUCGAAAACCUUAAUGGGUGCAAUAUACAUGAUCAUCGUCAUUGCCUGCUUGUGCACCUACCAAAUCUACUCAUUGUUGGCGUUGGACAGCUGGGAAAGAAUAUACUUGUGGAUUAUAAAGAAGAGUAGCAGCGCUAAGUGGGAGCGAAUAGGUCUCAAAAUUUUGUUGGGCGGAUUUACCUACUUACUAUCAGUAGCUUUACCGUUCAUGGGAAGUUCGCUUAGUGUGGUGCGUCAACAUGGGCUUAGGUUGUUUCGGCAUGUUGAUGUGUACAGUAUUGGCGACUGCAACAUUGUGGGAUUUGAUAGCUAA
Ipomoea nil (Japanese morning glory) is the source of this 1365-nucleotide messenger RNA. RefSeq names its product lysine histidine transporter-like 8. Gene Ontology annotation, cellular component: plasma membrane. Lineage: Eukaryota; Viridiplantae; Streptophyta; Magnoliopsida; Solanales; Convolvulaceae. The transcript is spliced from 6 exons. Bases 1 to 1365 code for a protein of 454 amino acids. The record is from RefSeq and is a predicted model, not a curated record.